AUGCCCACCUCCUCCUCCAACCCCAGCACCGAGUUCCUCUACCUCGGCACGCUCGCCACCCCGCCGCCGGGGACUGCUCCGCCCCCCUCGCAACCCCGCCCCGGCUCGCCCGAGCUCCGCCCGCUCCCGCCGCUGCCCGCGUCGGCCCGCCCUCCGGCGAGUUCGGCUCCCGCAGCUCCGCGUCCGACCCCAGCACCGUGCCCCGCGCGGCCGCCGGCGACGCCUCGUCCUCGUCCCUCUCCCCUUCCUCCCCCUCGGCGUCCUCACCCACGCUCGGCUCCAGCCCCGUCCACAUCCGCCCGCCGUCCAUCCCGCAGCCCCGCGGCCGAGCCCCCAAACGGAGGCCGCCGCCGCCUCCACCACCAGCUCAAUCGUGGAACCCCUUCGUGCCCGUCCCGCCGGCACAAGCCGCUCCCCCCUCCGACGACGACGGCGACUCCUCCUCCACCAUUGCCGCGGCGAUGCACAAGUCCCGGCCGCUGCACUCCGACAAGCUCAACCCCGGAUCUCUGCAGCAUGAAGGACGAGAUGAUCCAGCUCUACCUGAACAACUCCGCCGCCGCGGCCGCAUCGGCGGCGAGGGAGGUGUGCCUGCUCGGUGCGCCGAGGUGCCACGGCAUUGGCACGGUGCUGGGUGCACUGGGUUUCUCCGAGGAGCAAGUGCGUGAUGCGCUCUUGGAAGGUAAUGCACAUGGUUUGGGAUUGGAAGCCCUGCGGAUGCUCGCUCGGUUGGUUCUCACCAAUGAGGAGGAGCUUAAGCUCAGAUAUUACAAGGAUGACCCACCUGCCAAGCUUUGCGCGGUCGAUGCCUUUCUGAAGACGAUACUGGAUGUGCCGUUUGCAUUCAAGCGAGUCGAUGCUAUGCUCUAUGUUUCUAGCUUUUAUCUGGAGGUCAAUCAGCUGAGGAUGUCCUACGCUACUCUCGAGGCAGCUUGCGAGGAGCUGAGGAGCAGCAGGCUAUUCCACAAGGUUCUUGGGGCAGUCCUCAACUUUGGCAACAUGAUGAGCAUCAACACAGGCUCUCCAAACUCACAUGCCCUGGAGCCCAACACGGUCCUGAAGAUAGUCGACGUCAAAGGCGCCGACGGCAAGGCGGCGCUCCUGCAGUUCGUCGUCCAGGAAAUCAUGAAACCCGAAGGCCACAACAAUCUGAACCCGGCAUGCAAGACGGACGCGUACGACGUCGACUGCAGGAAGCACGGCCUCCAGGUGGUCUCGAAGCUCGCCGCCGAGCUGACCAGCACCAAGAAGGCGGCGUCGGUCGACAUGACGGGCCUCAGCCGGAGCGUGUCGGAGCUCGGCGUCGGCCUCGGGAAGGUCCAUGACGUGCUGAGGCUGAACGGCAUGGCGGCCUCGGCCGAGAGCGCCCGGCGGUUCCACAACGCGAUGAGUGCGUUCCUGCGGCAGGCCGAGGAGGAGAUCGUCAGGCUCCAGGGCCAGGAGAGCGUGUGCCUGUCGUCGGUGCGGGAGAUGGCGGAGUACUUCCAUGGCGGCGAUGAGGUCGGCGACGGCGAGGCUCGCUUGUUCAGGGUCUUUGCGGGUGUCCGGGAGUUCGUGGCCAUGCUCGACCGGAUCUGCAGGGAGGCCGGGGAGGUCCAGGGCGACCGUGUCGGCUCGACGCCGGUGAGCUGGGUGGCUCCCAUGGGGACGACGCCCUGA
Messenger RNA from Triticum turgidum subsp. durum (durum wheat), 1659 nucleotides. NCBI's taxonomy places the organism in Eukaryota, Viridiplantae, Streptophyta, Magnoliopsida, Poales, Poaceae. The record is from the annotation of a GenBank genome assembly.